Messenger RNA from Meloidogyne enterolobii, 358 nucleotides. The record is from the annotation of a GenBank genome assembly. NCBI's taxonomy places the organism in Eukaryota, Metazoa, Nematoda, Chromadorea, Rhabditida, Meloidogynidae.
UUACCCUAAAAACCGGACAAUGGUUACCAGAAGAUGUCAUGGACAGUUACUUGCAAUAUUUAUGCACCAAAACUACUUAUCUUGCGAAGCGUAUUCCAACAUUCGCAAUAGGAAGCAAAAAUAUUUACUCGGAAUGGUCCCAACACUACCUAAACGGAACCACUGGGUGCUGGCAACAGCAAAAAUUGGCGAGAAAGAAUUAAUAUUGACUGAUUCACUGAACAAAAGAACUAGUAUUGAGAAAUUAAAUAUAUGGAAGGAGUAUUGUAAGUUUUUGAAUAAAAGUCAAGUCUCCCCUCCCCCAAUUAGACAUGAUCUUCGAAAUCUAUGCACAAUUGAAUAUGAGAAAUAUUUUUAG